AUGUCAAACAGCACAAGAAAGCAAGUACCCACCAAAGGUAAUGGAGCUCGCACUCCUCAACCACUAUCAAACCGGAAACCUCACCAGCCGGCCAUAUCUCCCGUCCCUAAUGACAGAAGGCAUGCUGCCCUUCAAGGUGGCCCUAAGGUGGCCCUCUCAGCACAGAAGUGGAAGAAUGUCAACCAAGCUAUCGAAAAGACUGUAGAUAUAGUCUUGAGUAAAAAGACGGCCCUGAAAGGCUUCGGACCUGACUGCUGGGAAAUGGAUGGGGGUUUUGGAGUGGCCCUCGUGGCAGAAAUAAGACGAGAAAUCAAAGAAGACUGCACAUUAGAUAACCCUAAGCUCCAGAAGAAGCUAAAGGAAGUGGCUCGUGAUGUAACAGCAAAGGAAUUCCGGUUUCCGUUCAAGGGUGGCGGAGUCUGGUUUUGGUUCAAAAUAACCGAUCUUCAUAAAGCUACCCAGCCGAUAACCGAAAUCCAGCAGGCCGGCACUCCGUCAGGGGCUGACACGAUUAUUAAAGGUACGGAUGACGAAACAGGAACUACAGAUAGAGGAGGCGAUCCCGCUCAACAUAAAAGGGAAUCUGCUGCUGAAGAGACCCCAUCUGAGUUACAUUUUGACUCACAUUGA
This is a messenger RNA of Daldinia loculata, 630 nucleotides long. RefSeq lists its product as uncharacterized. The record is from RefSeq and is a predicted model, not a curated record. The transcript has 2 exons. NCBI's taxonomy places the organism in Eukaryota, Fungi, Ascomycota, Sordariomycetes, Xylariales, Hypoxylaceae. Bases 1 to 630 code for a protein of 209 amino acids.